CUCUCACCCUCUCCCCCACGGCCACGGGCGGCGGCCGCGACCGAGCCACACUGCUGCUAGCUACGGCCUGCAUCUGCCUCUCUCCGCAGCGAGGGCUUCAGUUCUUGACCGCCGCCGACGCCGCACCCGCCCGAACCCUGCUCGCCCGCCGCCGUCCCCCCUUUUAACCUCAUUCCUCUCCGCAAUCUCGGACGCCGGUUCCCAAGGGAAAAUGAGUGGUGCUCCAAAAAGGUUGCAUGAGGAAGGUAGCCACUCUACACCUGCUAAACGACAUUUGGACGAGAGCAGCCUAUAUUCGAGCCCGUCUGGGAAACUCAUCCAACCUGGCAGCAGUGAUUUCCAUGUUUCUUCUGAACAUGAUGGAAGAUCUGCCAAAAUACAACGUCUUGAGUCCCGUGAUGAUAAGAGCUCAUCUCUGGCACAUCGGAUGCCUGUUGGCUCUUCCAAUUUCGUAGACAAUUCAACUUCAUCUGAGAGCAGAUCAGAAGCAAAACAAAAUGAUCGUGAGAAGGAUUCUGCCAAGAAGGAAUCAUUUGUAGCAGUUGACAAGGAGAAUUUAAUACUAGAAAAAACAACAUCUGAUGCAGCUGUUAAACCUGCUGAGACUGCUGCUGAAAUGAAGACACUUAAAGAUGACACAUGGAAAUCUCAUGUUAGAGAUCCUAAGGACAAGAAAAGAGAGAAGGAUGUGGAUAGAGGGGACCGGCAUGACCAAAGUAGCAAAUAUAAUGACAAAGAAUCAGCUGAUACUAGUCCUGUAGGAGAUACAGAGAAAGAUAAAGAUACUUUUGAAAGUAUUCAGGGCAGGAGGAUGGCACAAUCAAAGGGAGGUAGUCAAGCAUCUCAACGGGAAUCUCGGUUUCGGUCCAAAAUGCGUGAUGAAGGGUCUCCAGGUAAGUCUGAGGUAUCUGCUAUUAUAUAUAAAGCUGGGGAAUGCGUGCAAGAGCUUCUGAAAUCAUGGAAAGAGUUUGAAGCAAUCCCAGAUGCUAAAACUGCUGAGAAUCAACAAAAUGGUCCUACACUUGAGAUUCGGAUACCUGCAAAGUUUGUUACUUCCACUAAUCGGCAAGUAAAAGGUGCUCAGCUUUGGGGCACAGAUGUUUAUACAAAUGAUUCAGACCUUGUUGCUGUGCUAAUGCAUACUGGUUACUGCUCUCCGACAUCAUCACCUCCGCCUUCUGCUAUCCAAGAAUUACGUGCAAGUGUUCGUGUUCUACCACCACAAGACAGCUAUACUUCAACACUAAGGAACAAUGUCCGCUCACGUGCUUGGGGUGCUGGAAUUGCUUGUAGCUUUCGCAUAGAACGCUGCUGCAUUGUUAAGAAAGGUGGUGGUACCAUUGAUCUUGAGCCUCACCUUAGACAUACAUCAGCUGUGGAGCCUACACUUGCUCCAGCUGCAGUGGAGCGUACAAUAACAACAAGAGCAGCGGCUUCGAAUGCAUUACGUCAACAAAGGUUUGUUCGGGAAGUCACUAUAGGGUUCAAUCUCUGCAACGAGCCAUGGUUAAAGUAUAGUAUCAGCAUUGUGGCGGACAAGGGAUUUAAAAAGUCGCUUUAUACCUCUGCAAGGCUGAAAAAGGGUGAAGUCAUAUACUUGGAAACACACUUCAAGAGGUACGAGCUGUGCUUUAGCGGAGAGAAACCUCGCUCUGCCGGGCCAAACUCCAAUGCAUCAGACAUAGAAGUGGAAAAGAACAGGGACAGGAGUGAGCAUGAGCACCGGGACGUGUUCCGGUGGUCACGCUGUAAGAAAGCCAUGCCCGAGAUAGCCAUGAGAUCUAUUGGUAUCCCGCUGCCAGCUGAGCAUGUUGAGGUACUGAAGGACAAUCUGGAUUGGGAGGAGGUGCAGUGGUCGCAGACCGCCGUCUGGGUUUCUGGGAAGGAGUAUCCCCUCGCCCGAGUGCAUUUCCUCUCAUCGAACUAGCGCCGCAGCUCUGGGUAGACUCUGGUAGCAACAAGCCGUCUGUGCUGGCCCCUGAAGAAGAAACUAGAUUCGCUAAACAAGACUGGAGCUUCUAUGCUUCUUCAGUGCUGCUGCUUUCCACCCAUGUGUGCAAUGUAUGAUGCCAUCUUCUCUGCACAGAAAAGAAGGAAGAUAAGCUGUGUGUGCGUUGUUAUUGUAGACUGGUUUUUAGACAUCAACCACCAUGUCUGAGAUGUAAUUCUUAGUUCUUGAUCUGGGAAUCCUGAAUGAUUAUUAUUCACUGAUUGAUUAUCUAUACUUUAAACUAUAUAUGAUUGAAAGAUUAUUGCGGUGUUUGGCACAGUAAAAAUUUAUAUUACUUCCUCCCUCA
Messenger RNA from Lolium rigidum, 2297 nucleotides. RefSeq lists its product as uncharacterized. Lineage: Eukaryota; Viridiplantae; Streptophyta; Magnoliopsida; Poales; Poaceae. The transcript has 12 exons. The record is from RefSeq and is a predicted model, not a curated record. The coding region runs from base 212 to 1927 and encodes 571 amino acids.